Messenger RNA from Phlebotomus papatasi, 1181 nucleotides. RefSeq lists its product as uncharacterized. The record is from RefSeq and is a predicted model, not a curated record. NCBI's taxonomy places the organism in Eukaryota, Metazoa, Arthropoda, Insecta, Diptera, Psychodidae. The transcript is spliced from 2 exons. Bases 188 to 784 code for a protein of 198 amino acids.
AAAGAUUCACGGGGACAAGUCAUGAAUCUCUUAUUGACAAAUUAAUUUCAUCAGCAUAUUAGAUUGAGAAAAAUUAUGUAGAUUAAUUUUAUGCCGACGUAUGUAAGUUCUCUGGACUUAUAAAUAGUGGACUCCCAGUUUGAUAGAGCAUCAUAUUUGUGAUUGCAUUACGGAAAGUACAAGCAAAAUGUACGCUGCUGUAGUCUUUUUGGCUCUCUUCGGCACCCUUGCCAGUGCUGAAUUCAAUUCUUUCCCAACCGCUGGAGUCCCAUACAAUUCCUAUUCUUCCUCCUACGGAUCAAACUCCAAUCUGCAGUGCAACAAGGAAUUUGAGUACUACGACAAGUGCGCCAGUCCCUGUGAAGAAACCUGCUACAACACCCAGAAUUACUAUGAACUGAAGAACAAGGAUGAGUGCAGCCUGCGCAACUGCGUACCCAGGUGCAAGUGCGUCAGUGGAUACGUUCGCAACAACAACGAUCGUUGUGUGCCCAAGAAUGAGUGCAAGGGUAACAUGGGAUUCCAGGGCUUCCAGGGAUACCAAGGACACACUGGAUCUCAAUCUUCCCAAGGAUACCAGAACCAAGGAUACCAGAAUCAGGGUUACCAGGGAUCCCAGGGCUCCCAGGGUCAGGACUACCACCACAAUUUCCGUGGAAACCGUCAACCCCACUUCUUCUAUCCCACUCAACAGUUCGAUGACGCUCACAACUACGACAACUUCCCACAGCAGGGAAACCAGUAUGAUGCUGGAAACUACUACAACGACUACAACAAAUACUAAGUAGUAAAUAUUACAAAAGCAAACACUUCCUCCAAUCGGAUUCAUUACCAAAUUUAAUUCUGUCGGAAAUAGAAUCCCACAAGAAACUAAAAAAAAUUUUCAAUAAAAAUACAAGAAAUUCUGGGAAGUGAUAAUAAAACUAUUUAAAAAAAAUGAAAACUGUUAUUAUUGCAAGGUUACUAAGAUUCAAUUAAAAGUGAUAAUGAUUAUAAAAUCUUAUCACUCGGGAAAAUUUUAAAAUUGCAACUCGUGGAAUCGUCUUGUAAACAUCUUCAAGUCAUAUUUCGGUCAAUGAAUCCCCCCUAAGUCGUACGGGUGACUUGACUUAGAGGUUAAAUAGCCAAUAAUACUGGAUUAAAAUAAGUAAAAAAAAUAAAUAAACAAAAUAAAAAGCAAA